This is a messenger RNA of Callithrix jacchus (white-tufted-ear marmoset), 1665 nucleotides long. RefSeq names its product olfactory receptor, family 10, subfamily H, member 4 (gene OR10H4). Gene Ontology annotation, biological process: G protein-coupled receptor signaling pathway. NCBI's taxonomy places the organism in Eukaryota, Metazoa, Chordata, Mammalia, Primates, Cebidae. The record is from RefSeq and is a predicted model, not a curated record. Gene Ontology annotation, cellular component: membrane. Gene Ontology annotation, molecular function: olfactory receptor activity; G protein-coupled receptor activity.
UCUUUAUACUAGUCAGUGUUAAUAGAAACCCAAUUAGUAGCCAAAAUCUGACUUGAUCAUCUAAAAUAUUGAUCUCAUUUGAUGACUGUCACAUUGCUGAAUGUUAAGAACUAUUAUUAUUUACUCCAUUUUACACAUGAGGAAGGUGGAGACCUAGAAGAGUUCUGCCAAUUGUUGAAUAGCACAGAGCUGUUGAGUUGCCAUUUGGUCUGUGCUAGAGUCUAUGUUUUAACCAGUGUCACUUAAUUUUGUUUCUGAUUUCACCAGAUACAGUAUCCAUGCUUGGUCAGAACUACAGCACCAUGUCUGAAUUUAUCCUCUUUGGCUUCUCAGCCUUUCCCCAGCAGCUCCUCCCCGUCUUGUUCCUGCUGUACCUCCUGAUGUACCUGUUCACAUUACUGGGGAACCUUCUCAUCAUGGCUACAGUCUGGAUUGAACACAGACUCCACACACCUAUGUACCUCUUCUUGUGUGCCCUCUCCAUCUCUGAGAUUCUGUUCACUGUUGCCAUCACCCCUCGUAUGCUCGCUGAUCUGCUCUCCACCCAUCAUUCCAUCACCUUUCUGGCUUGUGCCAGCCAGAUGUUCUUCUCCUUCACAUUUGGCUUCACUCACUCCUUCCUUCUCAUGGUCAUGGGCUAUGAUCGCUACGUGGCCAUCUGCCACCCACUGCAUUACAACAUGUUCAUGAGCCCCCGUGGCUGUGCCCGUCUUGUGGCCUGGACCUGGGCUGGUGGCUCAGUCAUGGGGAUGAUGGUGACGAUGAUAGUUUUUCACCUCACUUUCUGUGGGUCUACUGUGAUCCAACAUUUUGCCUGCCAUGUGUUUUCCCUCUUGAAGUUGGCCUGUGGAAACAACACAUCAUCUGUUAUCAUGGGUGUGAUGCUGGUAUGUGUCACAGCCCUGGGAGGCUGUUUACUCCUCCUCAUCCUCUCCUAUGUCUUCAUUGUGGCUGCCAUCUUAAGGAUUCCCUCUGCUGAGGGCCGGCACAAGACUUUCUCCACAUGUGUAUCCCACCUCACUGUGGUGGUCGUGCACUAUAGUUUUGCCUCCAUUAUUUACUUCAAGCCCAAGGGCCUCCAUUCUAUGUACAGUGAUGCCUUGAUGGCCACCACCUAUACUGUCUUCACCCCCUUCCUUAGCCCAAUCAUUUUCAGCCUAAGGAACAAGGAGCUGAAGAAUGCCAUACAUAAAAACUUUUGCAGAAAAUUCUGUCCUCUAAGCUCCUGAAUGCCAGUUUAUUGGUGAAAAAAUAUAAUAGAAGCACUGAGGAUAAUGUCUGUCUCCAUAGAACUAUUGUAAGGGUUGAGGUAUGUGAAAAUACAUGUUUGAUACAUACUAGCUAUUGUUUCCACUCCCUUUUUGCUUAGACUCAAGUGAUUAUAAUGUCUUGUUUAUGAACCAUUGUGAUGAACUUUAUCCCAUUAUUUGUGCCUGGAAAUGUGUUUUCUGUCUAUGGGCAGGUGGGGAUCAUCACGUGGAUGCAUGUGGGCACUUAUGAACAUGGUUCUUCUUGAAUGAACAGGCAAAAAAAUGUUUUAUUUUCCCCUGGUGUAAGAAAAAGCAAGAAAAACAUGAUAGUCAUAAAUGCCACCAAGCAUUUAAUUUUUUUCUAUGUAUCCAGUACUGUGUCCAGUGUUUUAUAAAUAUUAUCCUAUUAAUUAGA